Guillardia theta CCMP2712 is the source of this 588-nucleotide messenger RNA. RefSeq lists its product as hypothetical. Gene Ontology annotation, molecular function: imidazoleglycerol-phosphate dehydratase activity. Gene Ontology annotation, biological process: L-histidine biosynthetic process. NCBI's taxonomy places the organism in Eukaryota, Cryptophyceae, Pyrenomonadales, Geminigeraceae. The transcript has 3 exons. The coding region runs from base 1 to 588 and encodes 195 amino acids. The record is from RefSeq and is a predicted model, not a curated record.
AUGGCGAGGACUGCGCGAGUGAGCAGGAAGACGAAGGAGACGGACGUGGAGGUGGAGCUGAACCUCGAUGGCACCGGCAAGAGCGACAUCAGCACAGGCAUCGGCUUCCUCGACCACAUGUUCACCGCCAUGUCCAAGCACGGCAGGAUCGACCUCACGCUCAAAUGCAAGGGCGACCUCCACAUCGACGACCAUCACACAGCAGAGGACUGUGCGCUGACAGUGGGAGAAGCCUUCGACAAGGCCCUCGGGGACAGGAAGGACAUCAAGAGGUUCGGGCACGCCUACUGCCCCCUCGACGAGGCUCUCUCGCGCGCCGUCGUCGACAUCUCCUCGAGGCCCUCGGCGCACAUCGAGCUCAACCUGGUGAGGGAGAAGAUCGGAGAGCUCUCGUGCGAGAUGAUCCCCCACGUCAUGGAGUCGUUCGCGACCGAGGCGAGGAUCACCCUGCAUGUCGACAACCUCAAGGGCAAGAACGACCAUCACAAGGCUGAAUCCGCCUUCAAGGCCCUCGGCGUCGCCCUCCGUCAGGCGAUCAGUGCAGACUCAGGCGCUGGCGUUCCCAGCACCAAGGGUGUUCUGCAGUGA